UCUUUAAAUACCAGGAAAAAGAAGCCAUCAUUCCAUUUUUGCAAUCUUUUUCUCUCAUCCCUUCCCUUUUCCUCUAUUUCUGCACAGGAAACUUAAGGCUACAGAUAUGGAGGAGAAGAUCAUUCAACAAAAAAAUCACCAACAAGGUUCUAGUUCAUAUGGUGGAAAGAAAGCAAGCAAGAAAAAGCCUCACAACUCUGCUCUCCGCUUCCGCACCAACUUCAAUGUGGCGAUGAAAGCUUGUAAGGGCCGUGGAAGAAAGGAUAUAGGGAUAUUGAGGCGCAUGGUCAAGAAGACUCUGGUGGAAAUGAUGGAAGCCAAAACUGUGGAGGUGCGCCGUGAUGGAGAGGUGACUGAGGAAAUUGUAGCUACUGCUGAAGAGAUGAAACUUGAUCUGGAUCUGCUGAAGAUUUCAAUUUUCCAACAUUCCCAUGACAUGCUUCGUAUCUCAGGUGCAGUGGACAAGCUUGCAGAGAUUAUGCUGCUUCAGCUUGAUUAAUAAUUAGCUGAGCAAUGAAGGGUAUACAAAGAUUUCGGAAACUGAUGCAUAAAGUAGUUUGCUUUCUCUUAUGUGGUGCGUCAAUUUUAAUAAGGUCUGUUGCUUUUGUGUGUGUGUGUAUGAUGCAAUAAGUUCUGUUUCUGUUGUGCUAGGUUUAAGAUAUGAUGUGAUUUUGAAAUAAAGUUGUGUAUCAGUCUGGAUUGCUUAGUUCUGAGUUG
This is a messenger RNA of Rubroshorea leprosula, 717 nucleotides long. NCBI's taxonomy places the organism in Eukaryota, Viridiplantae, Streptophyta, Magnoliopsida, Malvales, Dipterocarpaceae. The record is from the annotation of a GenBank genome assembly.